Molecule: messenger RNA, 1120 nt
Organism: Plasmodium reichenowi
Lineage: Eukaryota; Apicomplexa; Aconoidasida; Haemosporida; Plasmodiidae
Product: triose or hexose phosphate/phosphate translocator, putative
Exons: 6
Cellular component (GO): Golgi apparatus
Molecular function (GO): antiporter activity
Source: RefSeq, a predicted model, not a curated record
AUGAAAUCCUUUAUAAUUAAUCCAAGGAAUGAUGAAGAAAUAAGAAAUGACAUAGCAACAGAUAGCUCGACAGUUAACGGUAUAAAUAUUAAUGAUAUAAAUAUAAAUGAUAUAGAAGAAAAUAUAAAAGAUAUAAAUACAGAUAAAGUAAAAAAGAAGGAUGAAAAUAAUUCGAUAGAAUACUAUUUAUUUGAUGUUGAAUCUUAUAAUAAUAAUAAGAAAAAUGAGGAGAAUUUUCUUGAUUUAAGUUCUAUCCGUUCAAGUUAUUUAUGUGAUAAUAAAAAGAAAAAAGCAAAAAAAAAAAAAAGCAGCUAUUUAAAAAAACAAUUAAAAAUAUAUAAAAAGAAAUAUAAAAUAUUGCCAGAACAUAAUAUAGAUCAAGAUACUAAUUAUGAAGAAUCGGUAAAAAAUGAAAAUAGUAAAGAUUAUAAAAUAUAUGAAUUAAGAGAUAUAAAAGAAGAUAAAGAUACUAAUGAUUAUAUCACUUCAAAAACGAAAGAUAUCUAUGGUAUGAAAAAAGAUGUAUAUGUUAAUGUAAUCAAAUUUAUUAUACUUAUAUCCUCUAUAUUUUCCUUCGGAUCCUUCAGUACAACUAUAACAAAAUAUAUAAUCUUUGUUAAAAAAUUUAAUUACACCCAAAUAGUAACACUCUUCGAAUUUUUGAUAAUGUAUAUCAUCUUGCGAAUAGUCAUUUUUUUUACAAAAAUGAAAUGCUCAACAAAUUUGACGAGGAAGGAAUAUAUAAAAUAUAUAAUUUCGAUUUCUGCCCUUCUUGGUCUGAGUGUAGUAACAGGAAAUAGUGCUUAUUCAUAUUUGGAAAUUCCCAUAAUAUCUGUUAUUAAAUCUAGUUCUUUAAUAUUAAUUUAUUUCUUGUCUAUUCGCUUUGGCCUUAAGGAGUUCAAAUUAUCUCUGCUGUGCUCAAUACUUACCAUUUUAACUGGUGUUAUUAUGAGCAUAACAAGUUUAAAAAUAGACAGUUUAUUUGGUAUAUUUUUAUUAAUUAUAUCUGUGAUUUCUUCGUCAUUUAAAUGGGUGUUCACCAAUGUACUCCUAAGAUCAACAUCGAUGAAACCCCACAUAAUUCUUUUACACAUAUAUCAAGUUGCUAUGUGUAUUAUAA